Messenger RNA from Carassius auratus (goldfish), 1818 nucleotides. RefSeq names its product leukotriene B4 receptor 1. Lineage: Eukaryota; Metazoa; Chordata; Actinopteri; Cypriniformes; Cyprinidae. The record is from RefSeq and is a predicted model, not a curated record. Gene Ontology annotation, molecular function: C-C chemokine receptor activity; C-C chemokine binding. The transcript has a single exon. Bases 249 to 1289 code for a protein of 346 amino acids. Gene Ontology annotation, cellular component: membrane; external side of plasma membrane. Gene Ontology annotation, biological process: G protein-coupled receptor signaling pathway; cell chemotaxis; calcium-mediated signaling.
AUAGUUUUAAUUUCAAAUAAACUAAGGAUUCCCACACUGUUAACUGUUUCAUUCAAUUUCAGUUUGAGAAAACCAAAAGUAAAGCACAAUAAUGAAACUUACUUUACUAUGUGAGUAUAUGAUUGGUCUCCACCUUGGUCAUAUGAUUAACAAACAGUGGAAGUGUGUCUUUGUAAGCUAUAAUCAUAAGGAACUGAAAAGCAGUCCGUUUCAGUCAGAACUCAGACUUGCUAAAAACCGAGACAGAGAUGAUCAACUCCUCUCUCUAUAGUGACAAUGAUUUGUUACAGGACAGCUGGUCAUCUGGAGGGAACAUUGCAGCCUGUGUGAUCCUGGGGGUGUGUUUCCUGGUGGGCACACCUGGGAACCUGCUGGUGGUGUGGACCAUCGUGAAGCACGUGAAGCAGCGUUCACACACAGUGCUUCUCAUCCUCCACCUGGCGGUCGCAGAUCUUCUGGUGCUGGUCACUCUGCCGCUGUGGAUCUACUCGCUGGCCCGCUCCUGGGUGUUCGGAGAGGCUGCCUGCAAAGCCAUGGUGUAUAUCAUCUAUGCCUGUAUGUACAGCAGCGUCUUCAUCAUCACCGUCAUGAGUGUGGAGCGCUUCAUGGCUGUCAGAUACCCCUUAAAGAUGUUGUAUUGGCAAAACAGGAUGUCCUUGGCCAGAAUACUGCCAGUGAUCUGGAUCCUGUCAUUCCUUUUGGGGAUUCCUGUCAUCAUAUCCCAGUAUAUCGAUGAAGAAGAGGAUGGAGUGAAACAUUGCUUCUCCCGGACGUACAGCUCUUUGUUCUCUGAAGUCUUUUGUUUGUGUUUGGAGACUCUGCUUGGCUUCGUUAUUCCAUUUCUCACACUUGCGAUCUGCUACUGUCAGGUCGCCGUUCAUCUCCGAAAGGUGCGCUUUAAGACCAAGAAAACGGGCUUUCUCAUUUGUGGCGUGGUCGUGGCCUUCAUUGUGUGUUGGUUGCCUCACCACAUCCUCAAUGUCGUAGGGAUGGUGGUUCUUCUAGUAGGACAAUCAGAUGAAUGGUCUCAAAUACCAAACAGUGUUGUCUUCAUUUCUGGAGCGCUGGCAUUUAUCAGUAACUCAGUAAACCCUGUGCUGUAUGCGUUUGCGUCUAAAAACUUACAUGGAAGUCUGAAGAAGUCUGGGAUCGUGAAGCUGUUUCAGGACAUAACAACGCAAACACAGCAAGGCUUCUUACAGGAUUCUGGACAGCAGGAUGGAAAGAUCCUUGAAGACCUCAAUGGUGGUGAACAAGAGGGAUCUCACAGAUCUCUGAGUAACUGUUAGACUUGUAAUAGACUUGAAAUGUUUAUAUUUUCUUAGCUGUCAACUUUAUUUAAAUGGCAUAAUAUUUCUUCUUCUACUUGUUUUUAACUUGUUUAAAUGUCAUAAUAUUUCUGUUUGUUACUAGUCAAAAUUGUUUAAAUGACAUGAUAUUCAUCGGUUUUUGUGGUCAAAAUUUUAAAUGACACAACAUUUAGAUUUUUAACUGAUGAUACUUGUUUACAUUUUUACAACAUCUCAAAUAUUUGUGAUCAAAGUUGUUUAAAUGCCAUUACAUUUGAACUUGUUUACAGGAACUUUGCCAUAAUAGUUGAUUUUUUGGAAUUGUUAAAGUUGUUUAAAUGUCAUAAUGCUUAAAACAGAGGUGAAAACUGAUUUAAAAAUAAAUCAAUAAAAAGACUCACCCAAACUGUCAGAAAUUCAUGAGUGUAAACACAAUCCGUAAUUGUGUCCACUUUUUAUACAGAAGUUGUAUAUCUGAAUUCAUGGUUGUGAUGCUCCUCCCAUGCUAACGUACACACUUUUUCGAAGA